Ctenopharyngodon idella (grass carp) is the source of this 1997-nucleotide messenger RNA. RefSeq names its product myelin basic protein a (gene mbpa). Lineage: Eukaryota; Metazoa; Chordata; Actinopteri; Cypriniformes; Xenocyprididae. The coding region runs from base 135 to 548 and encodes 137 amino acids. The transcript has 6 exons. Gene Ontology annotation, molecular function: structural constituent of myelin sheath. The record is from RefSeq and is a predicted model, not a curated record.
ACCUUCAAAGGCCAGCCCUUCUUCCUUAGAAGUGCCGAAGACUAUCGAGAAGGUUUGCAGAGUGUCCCCAGAACGGACUUUGGAUUGAGUGGAACCGUCCAGACUGUAGACCACCAAACAGAUCAACACCUAGAAUGGCUACUGCAAGCACCUCUGGACAAAGCCCCUUUGGGCUGAGCAGGAAGAAGAGGGCCCCUGGACUUCUGGAUCAGAUUGGCAGGUUCUUUAAAGGAGACAAAAAGAGAAAGGGAAAGGGCUCAUUUCGUGGUCAUCUAUCCUCCUCUCCACAGAGACCCCAGCACUCUUCCACCCGUCGUCGUGGAGAUGUCAACCCUGUGGUGCAUUUCUUCAGGAGCUUUGUGUCCUCUCCUCGUCCCAAGUCAAGGUGGAGAGAACUAUUGGGCCUGGCUUCCCCGUCAGCGCGUGGCUCGGAGAGCAUUAGAUCGCCUCACAGACGCAGAAGGGAACAGAAUACACUCUCCAGAAUCUUCAACCUGGGAGAAAGCCGAUCUCGCUCUCCACCCAAACGCUGGAGCACCAUCUUCUGAGCCCUUCGCCGACCAGAAAAACACUAAGAUGGAAGAGAGUGAAACGGAAGAAAAGCAAAAAAUUGAGAGGGAGGAUCUCUGCCUUAUAGAUUCACAAGUCGCAGCGAGUUUAACAGACUAACAUUGGCCAUCUUCGCUUCCUAGAUAGAGAUACAAUCCAAGUAUCUGUUGCUACAUGCCUGCAGGGUUUCAUAAGCACGUGUUGACUGUAUGUGUGCAAAACUGCAGCAAUAACUGUCAAUGGUCAGGUGAUGCGAUACGUCUAGUUGCUAUACUGAAAGUCUCCCUUCAAAAUUUAGUUGAAGUGACCAAUUCGAAAAUGUUCCAAGAGCAAAAAGGGAUCAUCAUCCCUCAGCAAUGCAGAUUAACCAAAAGGUUUGAUAAUAGUCUUAAUUGACAGAACCAGACAGAAUAUUUCUCUGUUUGAACAGAUAAAAGUAGGAAAUCAUGGCCAUUAAAACCCAUUAUCUUAUAAUUCUGAAUUCGUCUCAGAUCUAUCUUACAUAAUGGGUUGUUUGUGUGCCAUCCAGCAAUUGAUGCGUGACAUUAGUGCUACAGUGAAAAAGCCUCUCCAUGGUUUUGUUGAGAUCAAUGUUCAACCUCAGUGAUGUGCUGUGUAUUUGUGGAUGUUUAUUGUGGUCCUUGUGUUGCAUUAUAUAUUGUUUAUUUACUUUGUAUCAGGAGUUUGUAUAUAGGAUUCCUUAUUGUAUUUUAAGCAAUAUAAAAAUGAUGACAAGUUAACAUUUACCUAAUAUUAAAUUUGAUUUAUUUGAGAAAUUAUUUAGCUCCUAAUUACGAACACGCUUUAAAAUCAUUAAAAGAAGACUAAAAACAAAACCUUUGUGGACUAGGGAAUAGAUUCUAAGCAUAUAUGACGCUUGGAUUGUAUGCCCUCAGAUGUUGCACUGCAGUAUGUGUGUUAAAACAGCCUGUAAAAGUUGUCUGCGUCAUUAUGUGUGCAAUUUUGAUAUUAUUUUAGAAAGGUCUCAUAUAAUUACCAGGGGUAGGAUUAAUAUUUAAAUAACAGACAAGCAGAAAUCUAGGACAAACAGUCACUGGGAGCAUAAAGGGUUUAAAACCGGUGGGAAGAAAGGAAGGAAACAUGAAAGUGUAAGAGGGAAAACGUGGGAAAUGAUAAACCAGGUAUUCUGAAAUGAAGUUUAUUCAGCUGAUUUUUUUUUUUUUUUUUUCUUGUGAUGUUUCUCAUGUGUCUUAAUAAUGUUCAUUGUUUCGUGUCUCAUAGACUCUUCCUGUAUGUACUGUUUCUGAAAAAGUGCUGAAUAAACAUUAGGUCACAUAUUCUCCCUGUCAGCGCUGGAUUUGUCUCCAAAAUGGUGCUACACUUUCUAUAAUGCACAGGAUAUUCUGAAGUGGCCAGGUGUUCUGAUGUUAUAUCUUUAACCCUCCCUUUAUUUAUAAAGUAACGUUAAAUAAAGAAUCAGAAAUGUA